Messenger RNA from Paramecium octaurelia, 1075 nucleotides. NCBI's taxonomy places the organism in Eukaryota, Ciliophora, Oligohymenophorea, Peniculida, Parameciidae. The record is from the annotation of a GenBank genome assembly.
GCAAAUUAUAUAAUUCGUUUUUAAUAUUAUAUAUAAAUAUGCGUACAUCUCAUAUUUUAUUGCUCAUUGUUGCCAUCAAAGCAGUUAAAUUUUUAGACGAACCUGCAGUAUUAUUGGAGGAUGAUGAAAAACCAUACAUGUAAUUCACAGUCUUUGCCCAACAAUCUUCGUUGUUUACAGAGGAAGAAUUGGCUAGAAAUUCAGAGCCUGCCAAACAAUACACAUCAGGAUUCAAUUUUGAAGAUGAAAAUUAAUCAGCCUUAAAUAGUGCAGAUCAAUCUUAAGUCUUUUUGGCUGCUUCAUAUGAAAAAGAUUUACCAGCCACUGGAGAUUGUGUUGUACUUUACUCUGCAUGCGAUUUCAAAGGCACAUCAGGAAAAGUAUGUAAAGCUGAGGAUGCCCUGAACUUCCAAAUCCCAAUCUUUUCAAUCUAUGUUCCAAUCGGGUAACAUAAUCGUUUUUAAUUUAGAUAACAAUUCACUACAUUAGACUCUACCAAAAAUGAAUAAGUAGCCUUCUUGACAAGUGAGAAAUGUUUAACUGAUCCAUUAGUUAUGGCUGACACAUAAAAGGAUGUAUUCAUUGCAAAACCAUCUUUAUCAUUGGCUGGAUCUGAUAUUGCAUCAAGUAUUCAACUCUAUUUUAUGUUUCAGGUGAUGACGUUACUGGACCAUAACCAUAAUUGAUAUAAGAAACAUAAGAAUAAUUUGAUGCACCAUAAAUUGAAGAAGAUUAAUAAGUUAACGUUGAAUAGGUAUAAGAAUAGGUGUAAUAAACUGAAUAAGUGUAAGAAUAAGUUUAAUAAACAGAAUAAGUAUAGGAAUAAGUUUAAUAAACAGAACAAGUUUAAGAAUAAGUUUAAUAAACAGAAUAAGUAUAAGAAUAAUAAGUUUAAGAAUAAUAAUAAGUAGAAGUUGAUGCCUAAUAAUAAGAAUAAUCAUAAUAACAAGAAUAAUAGUAAUCUGAAACUCCUUAAAUUCAAUAAAAUGAAGCAUAAAGUUAGGAAUAAUAAGCUUCUGUGGAUGAUGUGCCUUAAGCUGCUGAAGCACUUGUUGGGUAAACUUAAUGAGAAGGA